Messenger RNA from Diprion similis, 4616 nucleotides. RefSeq lists its product as uncharacterized. NCBI's taxonomy places the organism in Eukaryota, Metazoa, Arthropoda, Insecta, Hymenoptera, Diprionidae. Bases 1 to 4581 code for a protein of 1526 amino acids. The transcript has 16 exons. Gene Ontology annotation, molecular function: UDP-glycosyltransferase activity. The record is from RefSeq and is a predicted model, not a curated record.
AUGAGACGGAAUGCGUAUACAUUCCUCGGAAAAACCCUGAGGAAGCUGAUUUUCAUUUUUUAUAUUCUGCCGUCGCGAAUACUCGGCAUAUUUCCGAUGCCCUCCGUCAGCCAUCAGGUUGUGUAUCGCCAACUGACCCUGGCUCUGAGGGAUCGAGGCCACGAGCUCGUCGUCGUGACGCCAGAUCCAUUGAGGAACCUAAAUCUGAAGAACUACACCGAGAUAGACGUGAGCGUCAACUACAACUACUUCACUUCAAUGAAUCGCAUACAUGCGAGAAAAACUUCGAGAUGGACUGAUUGGAUCUGGCCGAUCGUUCCCAGUUUUCUGAAUAGUACUGAAGAAGUCUUCGAUCAUCCGGAAUUCAAGAGGAUCUAUGCACCGCAAAGCGGGGAGAAGUUCGACUUGAUUUUGGUGGAGAUUUUUCACUGGCCAGCCAUUUUUGCAUUCGCGAAACGUUUCCACGCUCCGGUAAUCGGUAUCGCGCCUCAAGGACUGACUACUAACAUUCACUUCGCCGUUAACAAUCCCUUGAUGAUCUCUCACGAAUCAAAUUGGGACCAGGGUGCGGCAAUUUUUAAACAUUUGACGUUUUGGGAAAGGCUGAAGAAUUUCGUUGCCGUGUGGACUUUUAUCUACUGCUAUGAUACGGAGUACCUGCAGGCACAGCAUGCCAUCGCGCGAAAAUAUUUAGAUAUCGAAGUUUCAGAAUUACGUGAUCUACAGAAAAACACAAGUCUGAUAUUCGUUAAUCAGCAAGCAACGAUUUCGUACACCAGGCCAAAUAUUCCCAAAAUCAUUGAAAUCGGUAACUUUCACGUUUCAACGAAGAUCGAGCCUCUAUCAAAGGAUCUUGAGAAGACUCUUGACGAAUCCAAACAAGGAUUUAUAUACAUGAGCCUUGGGUCCAACGUGAAGAGCACCAUGUUGGACAAAAAAACACGCUCAGAAUUUAUCGGCGCGUUUUCCAAGCUUCCCUACACGGUAAUUUGGAAGUUCGAGGAUGAUUUUCUUCUCGGCAAACCAGACAACGUAAUAAUAAUUAAGUGGGCCCCGCAGCAGGCGAUUCUAGCUCACCCAAACCUGAAAGUCUUCAUGUACCAAGGAGGACUCCAGAGCACCGAGGAAGCAAUUUCUCACGGCGUUCCUGUGAUUGGUUUUCCGGUGAUGGCCGAUCAGGACAUGAAUGUUAACAAAAUGGUGUCUCUUGGUGUGGGAAAGAAGCUGGAAAUCACUAACGUAAACAGGGAAGAUCUGAUUGAAGCAAUACAAUCCGUUGCGACGGACGGCAGUUACAAGCAAAGGAUGCUAAACUUGCGCGAACUGCUGAACGACAGGCCGUACGAUUUACUGGAAAACGCAAUUUGGUGGACCGAACACGUGAUUCGUCACAGAGGCGCCCCUCAUUUGCACUCCAGCACCGCCGACGAGCCGUGGUACCAGCGCCAGGAUAUGGACAUCAUUUUUGUCAUCACCGCCGUAUCUCUGAUAGCCUCAAUUUUUACGAUAUUCAUUUUUUAUCAGUUAUCAACGUGUAUUAUUAUCGCGUUGAGCCCCUCGGUCAGUCAUCAGGUAGUUUUUCGCGGAUUGACCAUGGCCCUGAGGGAACGUGGCCACGAGCUCGUUGUCGUGACGACGAGUCCGGUGAGGGAUCCGAAUCUGAAGAACUACACUGAGAUAGACAUCAGUUUUCUUUACGAGCAGAAUUUCACAACGAAUUAUAUAGAGCUGCGACGAAACGCGCGCUGGAUUGAUUGGUUCUGGGACGUUUCACCGAUCCUACAUUUGUUCGGUGAAAAAAUCUUCGGACAUCCAGAAUUGAAGAAGAUUUAUGCACCGAAUAGCGGUGAAAAGUUUGACUUGAUGUUGAUGGAGACUCUUUAUUGGCCGACGUUUUUGGCUCUCGGUAAACGAUUCGACGUUCCCAUCAUUGGAAUCACGUCUUUGGGUCUUGCUCUGAACCUUCAAUACUCGGUCGGGAAUCCGGUACUGACUUCUCAUCAAUCGAACUGGGACCUUCCAAUAAAGGAAACGUCCGAUUCGCCGACGCUUUUAGAAAGGCUUAGGAACUUCUACGACGUAUGGAAGUACAUUUACUAUUACAACACGGAGUUCAUGCCUGCUCAGCAUUCCAUUGCAAAAAAAUAUUUGGGAAACGAGAUUCCAGAACUUGGUGAAAUCGAGAGGAACCUCAGUUUGAUUUUCACCAACCAACAGGAGCCGAUCUCGUAUCUUAGACCAACCGUACCCAACGUUAUUCAAAUUGGUAAUUUCCACGUGGCGAAGAAUAUCAAGCCUCUGCCGAAGGAUCUUCAGAAGACCCUUGACGAAGCCAAACAAGGAUUUAUAUACGUGAGCCUAGGAUCCAACGUGAAGAGCACCAUGCUGGACAGGAAAACACGCUCAGAGUUUAUCGCCGCGUUUUCCAAGCUUCCCUACACGGUAAUUUGGAAGUUCGAGGACGAUUUUCUUCCCGGCAAACCGGACAACGUAAUAAUAAUUAAGUGGGCCCCGCAGCAGGCGAUUCUAGAUCAAAUGGACGUCACCUUACGCAUCUUUUCAGCUCACCCAAACCUGAAAGUCUUCGUGUACCAAGGAGGACUUCAGAGCACAGAGGAAGCGAUUUCUCACGGCGUUCCUGUGAUCGGUUUCCCAGUGAUGGCCGAUCAAGACCUGAAUGUUAACAAAAUGGUGUCUCUUGGUGCCGGGAAGAAGCUGGAAAUCACUGACGUGAAAAAGGCCGAUUUGCUGGAAGCGAUACUGUCCGUCGCUGGGGAUAGCAGUUACAAGCAAAGGGUGCUAAACGUACGCGAUCUGCUGAAAGACAGGCCGUACGAUUCACUGAAGAAUGCAGUUUGGUGGACCGAGCACGUGAUACGAUACAAAGGUGCCCCUCAUCUCCAUUCUAGUACAGCCGACGACCCGUGGUACCAGCGUAGCGAUAUGGAUAUAAUCUUCUUAAUUGCUGCCGUAUUUCGGUCAAACAUGUCGCGACAGUUGGUGUGCAAAUCAAUAUCGCUGAUUCUUCUCGUUACUGCGUGGGAGUUUGGAAAUGGAUCGCGAAUACUCGCCGUAUUUCCCUCAUCCUCGGUCAGUCAUCAGAUAGUUUUUCGUGGAUUGACCCUGGCCUUGAGGGAACGAGGCCACGAGCUCGUUGUCGUGACGCCGAAUCCGGUGAAGGACUCGAAUUUGAAAAACUACACAGAGAUAGACGUCAGCUACAUCUACAAGGAAAAUACGUCGUUGGACCUGAUAGAUGUGCGGAGAAAAAUGAACUGGGUUGAAUUCGUUCGUAUAGUGGCAUACACGUUUCACGCGUUUAGUGAACAAAUCUUCCAGCAUCCUGAUUUUAAAAAGAUCUACGAGCCAGGCAGCGGUGAAAAGUUUGACUUGCUGCUGAUGGAGACACUUUAUUGUCCAGCAUUUCUAUCGCUUGCCAAACGGUUCGACGUUCCGAUAAUUGGAAUGUCGUCCCUAAGUCCGGCCCUAAACGUGCAAUACUCUAUCGGAAACCCGAUACUGUCUACACAUCAAUCGGUUUGGGACCUGCAUAGAAACGAAAUGUCCGAUCCACCGACGUUUUUUGAGAGGCUGAGGAACUUUGUCAACGUAUGGAAAUACAUUCAUUAUUUCGAGAAUGAGAUCAUGCCAGCACAACAUGCUAUUGCGGAAAAAUAUUUGGGAAUCAAGAUUCCGGAUCUUGGCGAAAUCGAGAGAAAUCUCAGUUUGAUUUUCGUCAACCAACAGUUGCCGAUCUCGUACCCCAGGCCAACCGUACCUAUCGUGGUUGAAAUCGGUAACUUUCACGUUUCGAAGAAGGUCGAUUCUCUGUCGAAGGAUCUUCAGAAGACUCUUGACGAAUCCAAACAAGGAUUUAUAUACGUGAGUCUAGGAUCCAACGUGAAGAGUACCAUGCUGGACACGAAAUCACGCUCAGAGUUUAUCGCCGUGUUUUCCAAGCUUCCCUACACGGUAAUUUGGAAGUUCGAGGACGACUUUCUUCCCGGCAAACCAGACAACGUAAUAAUAAUCAAGUGGGCCCCGCAGCAGGCGAUUCUAGCUCACCCAAACCUGAAAGUCUUCGUGUACCAAGGAGGACUUCAGAGCACUGAGGAAGCGAUUUCUCACGGUGUUCCUGUGAUCGGUUUUCCGGUGAUGGGCGAUCAAGACAUGAAUGUUGACAAAAUUGUGUCUUUUGGUGCGGGAAAGAAGCUGGAAAUCACUAACGUAAACAGGGAAGAUCUGAUGGAAGCAAUACAAUCCGUUGCGACGGACGGCAGUUACAAGCAAAGGAUGCUAAACUUGCGCGAACUGCUGAACGACAGGCCGUACGAUUUACUGGAAAACGCAAUUUGGUGGACCGAACACGUGAUUCGUCACAGAGGCGCCCCUCAUUUGCACUCCAGCACCGCCGACGAGCCGUGGUACCAGCGCCAGGAUAUGGACAUCAUUUUUGUCAUCACCGCCGUAUCUCUGAUAGCUUCAACUUUAUCUCUGAUCAUUGUGUAUCGUUUGUUAAGUUACAGUAUUAACGCUUUCAGCCAUCAAAAAUUACCGGUGAAUAAAAAGAAGAAGAUGUAAAGAGCUAGUUAUAUUUCACCGGUAUAGUUAUAAUU